UAAACCACGGGCAUUGUGCGCACUCUGUAAGGCACGUAAACUAGGGGGUUGAAAGUCUGGGCAGAUUUUAAGCAAGCGAAUCUGAGCCUUGGAAAGGAUUAUUCGCUAGACUUUCUUCAAAGGUUGGAAGGCAAAAACUGAGUUUGUUAGCACUGCCGGACGCUUAGUUUGGCAAUAUCUCCAGGAAGAACGUGGCCGAAAACACAAUGGAGGCCAGAGGGGAGCGCUUUCUUAGACAAAGGCAAGUCCUAUUUCUCUUUGUUUUUCUGGGCGGGUCUCUGACUGAGUCUGAGUCAAGACGCUACUCUGUGGUUGAGGAAACAGAGAGGGGCUAUUUAAUAGCCAACCUAGCAAAGGAUUUAGGGCUAGGAGUAGGGGAACUGGCUGUGAGGGGAGCCCAAGUUGUGUCUAAAGGGAACAAACAGCAUUUUCAGCUCAACCAUCAGACCGGCGAUUUGCUCCUGCAUGAGAAAUUGGACCGGGAAGAGCUAUGCGGCCACACGGAGCCAUGUUUACUGCACUUUCAGAUAUUACUGCAAAACCCUUUGCAGUUUAUUACAAAUGAGGUUCAGGUCGUAGAUGUAAACGACCAUUCUCCGGUAUUCUUUGAAAAUGAAAUGCAGCUGAAACUCUUAGAAAACACGCCACCAGGAACCGUAAUUCCUUUGGAAAAUGCUGAGGACUUGGAUGUGGGAAGAAACAGUCUCCAAAACUACACAAUCGCUCCUAAUUCCCAUUUCCAUGUUCUCACACGCAAUCGUAGGGAUGGAAGAAAGUACCCACAACUAGUGCUGGACAAAGCGCUAGACCGUGAGGAGCACCCAGAGCUCGUUUUGACCCUCACCGCGCUAGAUGGGGGCUCUCCACCCCGGUCGGGGAUCGCCCAGAUCCACAUUCUGGUCUUAGACAUAAAUGACAAUGCCCCAGAAUUUACACAGUCACUCUAUGAGGUUCAAAUUCUAGAGAACAGUCCCAUUAACUCUGUUAUUGUCACUGUCUCAGCUUCUGACUUAGAUACAGGAAAUUUUGGGACAGUAUCAUACGCAUUUUUUCAUGCUUCUGAAGAAAUUCGCAAAACUUUUCAGUUAAAUUCAAUUACUGGUGAUAUCCAACUAGUCAAAUAUUUGAAUUAUGAGGUUAUGAAUACUUAUGAAGUGGACAUAGAAGCCAAGGAUGGGGGGGGCCUUUCAGGAAAAACCACAGUGAUAGUUCAGGUGGUUGAUGUGAAUGACAACCCACCAGAACUGACCUUGUCCUCAAUUACCAGCCCUAUCCCUGAGAACUCGCCAGAGACUGUGGUGGCUGUUUUCAGUGUUUCAGAUCCUGACUCUGGAGACAAUGGAAGAAUUAUGUGCUCCAUCGAGAACAAUCUCCCCUUCGUCCUAAAACCAUCAGUAGAGAAUUUUUACACCCUACUGUCAAAAGGAGCACUAGACAGAGAGAGCCAGGCCGAGUACAACAUCACCAUCACCGUCACCGACCUGGGGACCCCCAGGCUGAAAACCCAGCACAACCUCACGGUGACCGUGUCCGACGUCAACGACAACGCCCCGACCUUCAGCCAGACGACCUACACCCUGCGCGUCCGCGAGAACAACAGCCCCGCCCUGCACAUCGGCAGCGUGAGCGCCACCGACAGAGACUGGGGCGCCAACGCCCAGGUCACCUACUCGCUGCUGCCGCCCCACGACCCGCAGCUGCCGCUGGGCUCGCUGGUGUCCAUCAACGCGGACAACGGGCAGCUGUUCGCGCUCAGGUCGCUGGAUUUCGAGGCGCUGCAGGCGUUCGAGUUCCGCGUGGGCGCGGCCGACCGCGGCUCGCCGGCGCUCAGCAGCCAGGCGCUGGUGCGCGUGCUGGUGGCGGACGCCAACGACAACGCGCCGUUCGUGCUGUACCCGCUGCAGAACGGCUCGGCGCCCUGCACCGAGCUGGUGCCGCGGGCGGCCGAGGCGGGCUACCUGGUGGCCAAGGUGGUGGCGGUGGACGGCGACUCGGGCCAGAACGCCUGGCUGUCGUACCAGCUGCUCAAGGCCACGGAGCCCGGGCUGUUCGGCGUGUGGGCGCACAACGGCGAGGUGCGCACGGCGCGGCCGCUGAGCGAGCGCGACGCCGUCAAGCACAGGCUGCUGGUGCUGGUCCGGGACCACGGCGAGCCGCCGCUGUCGGCCAGCGUCACGCUGCACGUGCUGCUGGUGGACGGCUUCUCGCAGCCCUACCUGCCGCUGCCGGACGCGGCGGCGGCCGAGGCCCGCGCCGACCCGCUCACCGUCUACCUGGUGGUGGCCUUGGCGUCCGUGUCGUCGCUCUUCCUGUUUUCGGUGCUGGUGUUCGUGGCGGUGCGGCUGUGCAGGAGGAGGCGGGCGGCGUCGGGGGGCGGCUGCUCGGUGCCCGAGGGUCCGUUUCCGGGCCACCUGGUGGACGUCAGCGGCGCGGGGACCCUUUCCCACAGCUACCAGUAUGAGGUGUGUCUGAAGGGAGGAUCUGGGACCAAUGAGUUCAAGUUCCUCAAGCCCAUUUUUCCCAAUGGUCUGGUUCAAGAUACUGAGUGAGACUUCAGCAAAGCUCCAAUUUUAAGAAUAGUUUUCAUUUACAGAAUAGUGAAAAAAAUAUUUGUCUGGCUAUGGUUGUUUUCUUUUGGAACCAAUAAUCU
This is a messenger RNA of Mustela erminea (ermine), 2650 nucleotides long. RefSeq names its product protocadherin beta 3 (gene PCDHB3). The record is from RefSeq and is a predicted model, not a curated record. Gene Ontology annotation, biological process: homophilic cell-cell adhesion. Gene Ontology annotation, cellular component: plasma membrane. The coding region runs from base 207 to 2549 and encodes 780 amino acids. Lineage: Eukaryota; Metazoa; Chordata; Mammalia; Carnivora; Mustelidae. Gene Ontology annotation, molecular function: calcium ion binding. The transcript has a single exon.